AAAAAUCGUACAUUCAUGUUAAUCUCAGAUAAUUAGACUAUAGGAUAUGAGAAUGGAUAUAAGUGAUGGAAUAGAUAUUGUUUUUAUGUCCUCGUCUGCCGUAUUUGGGAUUUUUGGUAAUGGAAUGAUCAUCAUGGCAAUCAUAUAUGACAAAAAUCUAAGAGUGACUUCCAAUAUUUUCACGGCUUGUAUUGCUAUAGCGGAUAUAUGUAUGUUAUGUAUUGUGAACCCCAUCGCAGUGAAUAACGUCAUCCAAGGACGAAAUACGUUAUCGGAUGUACUAUGUGACUUCAAUGCAGUUGCGAUCGUUGUCACAUGUGGUGUUUCUAUCAACACAUUGGGAGUACUUGCAGUGAAUCGUUACUUCUAUAUUUGCAACACAAAAUGGUACAACGUGUUGUUUACGCGAACUAAAUCAUUAAUCAUUGCUUUUGCGACGUGGUUGUAUUGUGGGUUAUGGAUUUCCCCGGCAUUUUACGGUUGGACUCGGGUCAAUUACAAUGACAAGAUGCUCCUUUGUCUUUAUGAUGAGACGUAUAGCCUUAGCUAUACAUUAUCGCUAAGUGCUAUAUGUGUAGGAUUACCUGCUAUUGUGACCAUUAUCAGUUAUACGAAAACAAUCACAGUAAUACGCAAAAGUGCAGUUUCAGUAACAAAUCACAAAGAGGUCAAAAACACGUCGAACUCAAAAAACGAUGCAGCCAGAAAUAAGCAAAGGCAAUUUCGUCAAGUUUUGUUGUUCUUCUUCGUUUCUAUAUUAUUUCUCGUGUUUUGGUCACCUCAUGCUAUUGCCUCUGUGUUGGAUUCUAACGACAGCAUUCCACCCUGGGUUAUACGUGUCACUACACGGCUGGGAGUCUCAAAUUCAUGUGUAAACUGUGUUGUAUAUGGAGUCCUAAAUAAACAUUUCAGAAGUGCAUAUAAGAAAAUUAUAUUUUUCUGGAAACGAGAAAAUUCAUUACAUGAAGA
This is a messenger RNA of Owenia fusiformis, 969 nucleotides long. Lineage: Eukaryota; Metazoa; Annelida; Polychaeta; Sabellida; Oweniidae. The record is from the annotation of a GenBank genome assembly.